AUGGCAAUUUUACAAGAGUAUUUGAUAGGUGGCUUUGACCGUGCAUCAUUUGGGAUCGUGUUUUUUAUGCUUCAAUGCUUCAAGUACAAGUUGCAGUAUCUGAACUCAUCCACACUCGAGGCUACAAAGGAAAUAGUGAAAAACCCUCAUGCGAAACCAAUGUCGAGCGGGGCUCGAACCCAGGAUUCGUUUUUGAUGACUUCAUCAAGAAGCAACAGCAGGAGCAGAAGUAGGAGCCACAGUCGCAGCAGGAGCAGGAGCCGCAGUCCUCGCCGAAGAGAUAGGUUGCGCAGUGAACGUGCACCCCGCCGCAGUCGCAGUCGCAGCAGGAGCCGCAGCCCAUACCGUCGCAGAGAACGGCGUGGCUACAGGGAUCUUGUAUGCAAGAACUGCCGGAGACCUGGGCACUUCGCUAAGGAGUGCCCAUCUGCGCCUACGUGCAAUAACUGUAACCUUCCAGGGCACUUUGCAGCAGAAUGCACCUCACAAACUGUUUGCUGGAACUGCAAAGAGUCUGGGCACAUUGCCAGUGAGUGCAAGAAUGAGGCCCUGUGCCACACCUGCAACAAGACAGGUCAUUUGGCACGUGAUUGCCCUACUUCAGGGGUUAGUGUUAAGCUAUGCAACAAAUGUUUUAAACCAGGCCACAUCGCUGUUGACUGCACCAAUGAACGGGCCUGCAACAACUGCCGUCAGCCAGGGCACAUAGCUCGGGAGUGCAAGAACGAACCUGUUUGCAACCUGUGCAAUGUCUCUGGCCAUGUCGCGCGCGUCUGUCCAAAGACGACUCUGGCUUCAGAGAUACAGGGUGGCCCAUUCCGUGAUAUCCUUUGCCGCAUCUGUGGUCAGCCAGGGCACAUCAGCCGCAACUGCAUUGCAACCAUCAUCUGUGACACAUGCGGUGGGAGGGGGCACAUGUCUUAUGAGUGCCCGUCGGCCAGGAUAUUCAAUCGCGAGCUCCGCAGGUUCUGA
This is a messenger RNA of Miscanthus lutarioriparius, 972 nucleotides long. The record is from the annotation of a GenBank genome assembly. Lineage: Eukaryota; Viridiplantae; Streptophyta; Magnoliopsida; Poales; Poaceae.